Ornithodoros turicata is the source of this 2428-nucleotide messenger RNA. RefSeq lists its product as uncharacterized. The transcript is spliced from 2 exons. The record is from RefSeq and is a predicted model, not a curated record. NCBI's taxonomy places the organism in Eukaryota, Metazoa, Arthropoda, Arachnida, Ixodida, Argasidae. Bases 31 to 1515 code for a protein of 494 amino acids.
GGACUGUGGUUUUCUCGAAAACAUCCCAACAUGUUCCUCUUCUUGAAAGCCUUCGCCGAUGCAUUUAACGAAAUUGGGACACUCUCGUGGGUGAACAGUGCAGGAGAGAAAAUCGCAUCAAGAGUUCAUGUGGUCUGUGCUGUCGUCGACUCCCCUGCAAGGGCAGCAUUGCUUAAUAUGAAGCAGUUUAAUGGCUUUCAUGGUUGCCCAUGGUGCUAUCACCCCGGUGUCCAUCUGCAAGGAAGCCUGCGGUACCCCUACAGAGAGCACGUGCAGCAACGAACACAUGUGGAAAUAGUUCGGGACAUGAAGAAAGCAACACGCACAGGCCAAGUCGUCAAUGGAAUCAAGGGGCUUAGCCCUUUGCUUUAUCUUCGCAGUUUUGAUGUCGCAUGGGGUGCCUGUCCGGAUUAUAUGCACUGCGUGCUUGAAGGAGUUGUCAAACAAGUGACAGAAAUAUGGCUAAGUCAUUCAGAAGCAGAAGCAUAUAUUGGUCGAUAUGUGGAUGAGGUUAAUGCACGACUAUGCAGGAUCCGGCCUCCCAUUUCAUUUUCUCGUCUUCCGAGGGCACUGAAUGACCGUGCCUUGUGGAAGGCGACUGAGUGGAAGUUCUGGCUGCUCUACUAUUGUCUUCCGUGUGUUCAGGGUAUCCUACCAUUACGUUAUCUGCUUCACUUUUCAAAGUUGUGUCAUGCCGUGUUUCUCCUUAUUAAACAGACCAUCACUGAAGAUGAAGUUGAUGAGGCUGAGCACGUUCUCCGUGACUUUUGUGUCAAAAUGCCUCUGCUUUAUGGUGAGGGACAGUGCACAUCCAAUGUGCACCUAUUACUUCACUUACCGCAAGCAGUGCGAAACCUGGGCCCAUUGUGGAGUACGUCAAUGUUCCCCUUUGAGGGAGCCAAUGGAGAUCUUGUGAAGAAGGUGACAGCAUCUAACGGCGUGCCUCUUCAAGUAACGGAAAGAUGCCUCAUGGACCAAAAAGUUGACAUAAUAAAUGAAAGUGUUGAACUUCCGGAAGCAUGGACACCACUGUAUGAGCAGUACAGGGGUACAAGAAGGAAAUCUUCUGUUUGUCGUGUCCUUGGGUCACAACAAUUGCCAGGCAAUGUGACAAGUGCAAUUCAGCAAGCGUUCUUGAGGGAUAUCGGCAACGUGGGAAGUCUACAGCGGUUUCUCCGGGCACAGAUCAACAGCUGUACAAUUCAUUAUGUGGAACAUUUCAGGCCACAAAAGACGUGUUCGCAGUUCAUAAAGGUCGACAAUGGUGGCUACUAUGAAGUUCAGCGGGUCUACAAGCAACUAGCGACAGAUGAUAUCUAUUUGGUUUGCAAGCAGGCCAUUGUUGAACAAAGUAGUUUUGGUGAAGUUCGUCACAUUGUUACUUGCGUGCUCCCACCGGCGGAAGAAGCACUUUACGUUUUUUGUGCCAAUCGUUUUGACAGUGUCUGCGUCUUUCUGGAUGUGGGGGAUGUCAACUAUUUAUGCGAAAUACCAAACAGUUUUGAGAGAUAUUAAUUCUUACGUAUUUCUCACUUGCAUAGGCAGCUGAACCCAUGGACAGGGGGAAGCAAGGGAAAGAAACGCAUCUUGAAUGAUAUUCCCAGUGCACCAUACAUACAUACUCAUGCGUGAUUUCAACAUAAGCCUACAGCAUUUCUACCCACGUAUGCUGCUAUGAAAAAGCACAGAGGGCCAUCCAAAAAAAUUCAGAUUAAGAUGUCUGCCGAAAGUGUGUUUGAUUAUACCGAAUAGCGCAAAACUUUUGAUGUGUGCAAUUUGUUCCCCAGAAAAAAAAAAAAUCUCGCAUAAACAUGGGUUUCCAUGUUCACCCGUAACUCUCCACUCCAGCUACAACAAGGAUUAGGAGGUAUGAUGCCACGUCACAGAUGGCAUAAUAAGGGGAACUCUUUCUGGUUCGCCAGUCAGUGGAGGUCAGCGCCUUGUUCCUUUGCCACCGUAAACCAGUUUUGCCAGUUCUCCCGGAGACAAAGUACAGACAAGGUACACACACAGUAAAACAUAUCGAAAUGCAGGACAUUGCAUGUCACUGAAGUAUGCGUACUGUUGUGUGCAUGAUUUCUCCGUGCAAAGACAGACCUUCAAUCCAAGUUGAAAAAUCAUGUGGGUGUCUGAUUACAUUGGAGAGCGCUUACCAUAAAAUCCUCAUGUUACCUCUUUGUCAAUGCACACAGGACCUUGCUUUGAACCUCAGCCUCAGGAUUUUUUAAUUGCCACUUUAAGAUGAACACAUUUUCCCUAUUGUACCUCUGAACUGCGUGCUUUGACUGCAUCGAAGGCUAUAGGGAGUUGUACUAUGUCCAGACAGAUAUUGCACACUUUGCACAUGUGCAUAUUGUAUGUAAUAUUUGAAUUUCAUUCGCUAGCUUUGUACGUUACUGUCAGUCUGUUGGAUGGGAAUGAUUCAGAG